AUGGCGCGCAAGAAGGUGCGGCCGCGGCUCAUCGCCGAGCUGGCCCGUCGCGUGCGGGCCCUCCGGGAGCAGCGGAACCGGCCGCGCGACUCGCAGCGCUACGCCCGGGACUACGAGACGCUGACGCGGCCGUACUCGGGCCGCCGGCUGCCGGUGCGCGCCUGGGCCGACGUGCGCCGUGAGAGCAGCCUGAUGCAGCUGCUCGCCCGCCUUCCGCUCUUCGGCCUGGGCCGCCUGGUCACGCGCAAGUCCUGGCUGUGGCAGCACGACGAGCCGUGCUACUGGCGCCUGACGCGCGUGCGGCCCGACUACACGGCGCAGAACCUGGAGCACGGGAAGGGCCUGGGGGCGUGCUGACCUUCAAAGACGGAGAGCGAGGCACGGGAGAUCGGGCAGGUCAUGUACCACGACUGGCGGCUGGUGCCCAAGCACGAGGAGGCGGCCUUCACCGCGUUCACGCCGGCGCCGCCCGAGGACGCUUCGCGCUGCGUGCCCUACCCGCCACUCCU
Molecule: messenger RNA, 509 nt
Organism: Lutra lutra (Eurasian river otter)
Lineage: Eukaryota; Metazoa; Chordata; Mammalia; Carnivora; Mustelidae
Gene: MRPS34
Product: mitochondrial ribosomal protein S34
Biological process (GO): mitochondrial translation
Cellular component (GO): mitochondrion; mitochondrial small ribosomal subunit
Molecular function (GO): structural constituent of ribosome
Source: RefSeq, a predicted model, not a curated record